AUGACUGAUGCUGUGGCCCACGAUAAGGAUAGACUGAUAGACGAUCUCAAUGGCACAAUUCAAUCAUUCUACUCGUUCCUCAUGGACACCGCAAUCCGUCAACAACAGCAUGUCACAGUCGAGGGGAGGCCGUACAGGUCACAUUUGCACCCGGCCUGCAUCCCAUGUCGAUCAAGAAAAUCCAGAUGCAAAACUACACAUACAUCGCCUUCUUGCUUAAUGUGCCAGACAAAUGGCACUGAUUGUGUCUUUCCCCAAGCAGCUGAACGUCCACGAAGAACAAAGGGUCUGUUCAAAACACCUUCAAAGAGAAUAUCUGCCACCGUGUUUUCACCAAACGAAGUUUCAAGGCUUCGGAGCUUGGCUUCACCUUCGCCGGCUUCAUCGCAACUCGAGCUGCAACCAGAUACCACCCCACGAAGUGAAUUGGAUGCGUCAAUAAAUGGAAACAUCUCAGACUAUCACGAGCUUCCUUCACCAUCUACUGGGCACCAUGACGACUUGAUCUCCGUUGUGAUAGAUUCUAUCGCUAAAUCCGGGGAAGGCAGCUCUCAUGUAGUGAGUCCUGCAAUUGCUGACGAUGACAAAGUAUUCCAAGAGUAUCUUUCCAAUACCCCAUAUGGCCAAAGUGGGCGGACAGUGCGAUUUCACCCCAACUCGUAUAAUUCAAGUGGACCUUCGAGACCUAUCGUUUUCAACACGAUCCCGAAACGUGGGAGCAGAGAAGCAGAAGGUCGAGCACUAGCAGCUUCGGAGUGUGCAAGCAUCGAAAAGACCAUCGAGCCUUAUCGGGAUGAGCUUACAAACCUAUUUUUUGAAAAGAUGAACAUAUCAUUUCCCAUAUUCGAUGAAUCACUAUUUCGCCGACUCCUUGCAACACAGAAAGAGAAGAUUUCACCAGGGCUGCUGGCUACUCUGUACGGGAACACUCUGACGUACUGGGACUCUUCUCCAAGGCUACGCGUGCUUCAAUGUCCUGACCACUACUCGAUUUGGAUACAGGCCGAGAAUGCCAUGACGGCAGAGUUCAAAUGCACACCUGGGAUUUCCACGAUAAUAUCUAUCAUUUUAAACCUCUCUGGGAGACCUAGUAGCCACAUGUUAGGGAACGGCGGUCUGUUGGGUAUGGCCGUUGCACUAGCGAAUGCUUUCGGCCUGAAUCGAGAUCCAACAGUCUGGAAUCUAUCACCGACAGAGAAGAAGUUCAGGAUACGAAUUUGGAGGAUUCUCCUUGUCUAUGAUCGCUGGUGCAGCCUGGCAUAUGGGACCCCACCCUUGAUCCAUCGAACGCAACAUGAUGUCCCAGCCCCGGCUGCCGAAGAUCUAUACAGUCCCUGCUCCAGUACAGACCAAAUAGCCGCAGCCCACUGUUUCGUGGCUUUCACAACUUUAACUGAUGUCCUCGGCCACUGCUUGGAGUUGGUUUAUCGCCUAGGGAAUGACUUCUCCAAGAAGCCCGAGGGCUCCCCGCUUGGUCUCGAGAAUCUGUUGACUCACUGGGAGGACUCAUUAUCGGACAGCCUUCGUCGAUUGGUCAUUCGAGGAACAGGCCUUGCCGGACCUGGUGCAGCGAAUCUUCGUUUGGCUUAUCUCUCCGUCAAACUCGUCGUCCGCCGCUGUCAACUUGAUCUUGACAGAGCUUCCCUUCAGAUCAAUGAUGUGGAUUCUCUUUAUUACAUCCAAGCUCGCCGGGUCUCUGAGGAGAUUGUAGACUUUGUUCGAGGACUUGAUGAAACACAUUGUCGAGAUUUUUGGAUCCCACUCAAUGCCUACUCCCUCACAUCAGCAACCACUUUCCUGAUGAGAAGUGCUCUCACCUCCAAGGGGCUUGUACGGAAUCCCUCGCUACAACUUGCAAAGGCUAUGAUCGAUGCACUCAGGUCUCUUCGCCACGAUUAUGCAUGGGAUCUGGCAGACAAUUGUCUGUCAAACUGUAGCGACCUGAUGGAGAAGAUUGAGGCUGCAUGUCAAGGACCAAGCUCAAACACAAUGGAACUGCAGGAGCCAAUGCCAAUGGACAUGGACAUUGCUGCCCUGAAUGGAUUGUUUUCGGAAUUCACAGGGAACUACUUUCUAGAUACAGCAGAUUGA
Molecule: messenger RNA, 2091 nt
Organism: Exophiala oligosperma
Lineage: Eukaryota; Fungi; Ascomycota; Eurotiomycetes; Chaetothyriales; Herpotrichiellaceae
Exons: 3
Coding region: 1-2091 (696 amino acids)
Biological process (GO): DNA-templated transcription
Cellular component (GO): nucleus
Molecular function (GO): DNA-binding transcription factor activity, RNA polymerase II-specific; DNA binding; zinc ion binding
Source: RefSeq, a predicted model, not a curated record